Messenger RNA from Trichoplusia ni (cabbage looper), 1492 nucleotides. Its product is annotated as ensconsin-like. The transcript has 6 exons. Bases 33 to 1031 code for a protein of 332 amino acids. The record is from RefSeq and is a predicted model, not a curated record. Lineage: Eukaryota; Metazoa; Arthropoda; Insecta; Lepidoptera; Noctuidae.
CUAAACUGUUUGUAUGUUGUCAUCAGAUUGAUAUGUCAACGCGCAGCACGUCCACAUCGUUCCGCGCUCGCCGCGGCCACAAGGAGCGCUCCAAGAACUUCACCGAGCUGGAGAAGAGGACCGUGCUGGAGCUGAUCGCGCGACACCGCGACGUGUUGCGACAGGGCCGCUCCAACAACGCCACCAACAGGAGCAAACAGUUGGUGUGGUCGACAAUAUGCGAGGAGGUGAACAAACGGUGCGGCGGCGAGCGGCCGCGCACGCCCGCGCAGGUCAAGAUGUGGUACGAGAACUACAAGAAGAAGUGCAAGAUGCGCGCGCACGAUACUCAGCAAACGCAGUCAGAGGCGCCGGGCCUGCUGGACGGCAUGCUCUGGCAGAACAUACACCCGCUAGAUGUUAAAGACGAGGAGUGCGAAGCUACCACCAGCGCGGACCUGAGCGGGAAGGAUGAGGACCACACGCCUGUUAACGUGAGUGUGAUACGAAUGACAAACGGCCGACUAUCAAGUACGAACGAAAGCGAAGACACGAUGCCCAACGUCCUGGAGCCGCACGUGACCAUCAUCCCGCAGUCCCCCCCCUCCCCGGCCUCCGCCCCCCUCCGCGCGCACUCCCCGCGCUCCGCCCCCACUCCCUCACCCCCCUGCUGCCCCCCUCCCCAUCCUCGCCAACCCCUCCAAGCGAUCGAACAAGCCAGGAUACAGCAGAACUUCCUACAGAAACUCAACGAAUUUUCUAAUACUCCGCUUAAUUUGAGUAACUUAGACGAUAUUAAACGAAAGAAUGGGCAUGAGGGUCAGGAGAAGUUGGAAGAGCAGAUCAAGCAAGACUGUGGGAGUGCCACCGAGGAGGAGAGGCUGUACUUCACGGCGAAGAGGCAACACGCGAUAUGGGAGCACGAGGCCAAGAUGAAGAUCCUCAACAUGGAGCUGCGGCAGAAGGAGGAGAUCUUCUCGCUCCAGAAGCAGCUGUUCCUCAUCGAGCUCAGAUUGAAGAUGGACUUCUUGGAGAAAGCCAGCGCUAAGUGAUGUGAUAGCGCAGCAGUACGGAACGCCGUCAUCCCACAGUUAGCUUCGAGCACUUACAAGUCGCACAGCAGAGUGUUAUCUAGUUAAAACGUGCCAUCUAAUGUAGUUACCUAAAUAUUCCUCAGCGGUUGACACUAGACUAAACCAUUUAAAACAUUUAUAUAUAAAAAAAAAACUUUGGUAAUGCGUUGUAAAAGCAACUUUAAGGCAUGCGCGAAAGGUUGUUUUUGCAAAAACCUUUAAAGUGACAUUUGACGAAAUCCGAGUAGGAUUUUUUAUAUAUAAAUGGUUUUAAACGAAAAUUGCAAUAAUUCUUAAAAGUAGUCACCAAUUAUACAAAAGGCAAUGAUUGGUGUUUAUUUACAUUUUUAAUUAUUUAUUGCUAGGCCUUAGGCCAGGCUGAGGCCGUGGACUAACAAGCAAAUAGGCCAAUGGAAGGCCUUAUUGAACAACGAGUUAAG